AGCUGUGCUUGUGGCCAGACGAGACGAGACCUUUAAGUACAUACCUUUGGAUUUCUCGGUCACGUGACUGGGUUUCUACAACCUGCCUUCCUCGAGCCGGCUGUCCGCUCCCACCAUUGCACAAAAAGGAUGGAGGAGCCUCCUAUGUCAUGUGACUGUUUAGUUUCUUUACCGCCUGGAUCUCGGGAUGACCAUGUGAUUUUUGGGAAGAAUUCAGACCGCCCCCGGGAUGAGGUGCAGGAAGUGGCUCACUUCCCUGCAGCAUCGCACCCUUCAGGCUCCAUGCUUGAGUGCACAUACAUCCAGAUCCCUCAGGUGGAGCAAACUCAUGCUGUCAUCCUCAGCAAGCCUGCUUGGAUGUGGGGGGCUGAAAUGGGCGCUAAUGAUCAGGGAGUCUGUAUCGGGAAUGAGGCCGUCUGGACACGAGAGCCUGUCGCUCCUGGUGAGGCUCUACUGGGCAUGGACCUCGUCCGACUGGGGCUGGAGCGAGGCGACAGUGCCUGGGCGGCGCUGACUGUGAUCACCGGCCUCCUGGAGCAACACGGUCAGGGGGGGCCGUGCAGGGAGGAUCCUGAGCCCUUCAGCUACCACAACACCUUCCUCCUAGUGGACCGCAAGGAGGCCUGGGUCCUGGAAACUGCUGGGAGACUGUGGGUGGCACAGAGGAUCACAGAGGGCGUGAAGAACAUCUCCAACCAGCUAACAAUUGGUACUGAGAUCUCUGCAGAGCAUCCGGAGCUGCGCAGUGUGGCUCAGGAACAGGGCUGGUGGGACGGGGAGGGAGAAUUCAACUUCUCCCAGGUGUUCAGUCCAGAGAACCCACCUGCCAGGAUGGAGCUGGCCAAACAGCGCUACAAGGGAGGAACGGAGCUUCUCCAGCACCAUGAUGGCUCAGUAACAGCAGAGGUGAUGAUUUCCAUUCUGAGGGACAAACCGAGCGGUAUCUGCAUGGAUUCUGGAGGCUUCUGCACCACAGGGAGCAUGGUGUCCAUUCUGCCCAGAGACACCAGCCUGCCAUGCGUCCAUUUCUUCACUGCCACUCCGGACCCCUCCAGGUCUGUUUUCAAGCCUUUUGUCUUCUCCGACUGUGUCACCCCAGUGCUGAGGGUGGUAUCCCCACAGUUUGGGCCAGACGACCCUGUCAGGAAGCAGCCUCGCUUUCAGAGCCAGGUGGACCGCAGACAUGACCUUUACAAGGCUCACCAGGGGGCGCUGAACACCAUGGAGACCAACCCGGAAGAGGGUUUAACCACCUUUGAGAUCCUGUUGGACCUGGAGUCGCAGUGUCUGAGCGAGAUUUCAGCCAUGCUGAACGGAGAGAUACCCGGAGAGGAACUGGGGGACUUAUUUUUUGACUGUGUGGACACAGAGAUUAAGUUCUACCAGUGAGCAGCGCCCUCAGGUGGAGAUCCCUGGAUCCCGCACAGCUGCAAGACAGGAGCCCUGGGACUGUUAUAAACUGUGUUCCUCGUCUGAUGGGCCUCAGCCUCACAUAACACACCUCCCCGCCACCAUUCCAUCAUUUACACAGACUAAAUGUCUAAACUGCACAUGUGAUUGGAGCAUAUGUAUCAUCUGUUUCACCCAGGGAGCAAUGACAGCACUUCACUAGAGAGUUUAAUGAUGUAGAGCCUGCUGUAUGUAGAGGGAGUUAAGCAAAAACUGUGAAUAUGACAUUUCUAUAAUGUUUAGUUGUUGGAAAUGAAUGGUUUUACAUUUGACGGCCAUAUGUAGGGAAAGAUCUAAUAAAGAAUGAGCAUAGUCUUUA
This is a messenger RNA of Cheilinus undulatus (humphead wrasse), 1768 nucleotides long. RefSeq names its product secernin 2 (gene scrn2). The coding region runs from base 130 to 1389 and encodes 419 amino acids. Gene Ontology annotation, biological process: proteolysis. Gene Ontology annotation, molecular function: dipeptidase activity; cysteine-type exopeptidase activity. The transcript is spliced from 9 exons. The record is from RefSeq and is a predicted model, not a curated record. NCBI's taxonomy places the organism in Eukaryota, Metazoa, Chordata, Actinopteri, Labriformes, Labridae.